Messenger RNA from Acanthaster planci (crown-of-thorns starfish), 2068 nucleotides. RefSeq names its product IQ motif containing K (gene iqck). Gene Ontology annotation, molecular function: protein binding. Lineage: Eukaryota; Metazoa; Echinodermata; Asteroidea; Valvatida; Acanthasteridae. The record is from RefSeq and is a predicted model, not a curated record.
CCACAUACGUACGUACGUACAUGUACGUGCAUGGUGCGUGCGUCUCGCAUUGUAAUGAUUCUCUUCUCUUCAGAUAAAAAAUUGCAUGGUUUUAGAGUCCCCUGGCCUCACAAAAUGUAAUGUGUUGAAAAUGCAAAAGACCAUACUUAACAUACAAACUUAAUAUUUUAAACUGUAUUCAACAGUGUUCAAGGAUAUUUUGCUACAACUAACGUUAGGAAUUAAGCCAGUCUUUUUUGUGCGAUUCGCCCGCGCCUUUGGGCAUCAUAACUGCAAAACAACGAGGCCUCACUGUCUUUACACUGUCAGACUGUACGUGUGACGUAGGAUUUGUCCCUGUCAGAAGUUUGUAGCAAUGUCCAUCAUAGGUCAGAAACCAGAAGUGAAACUGUGGGAUGAGAUUUGUAAAGAAUUUGCCUUGAUGAGACCACCCUUUCCGAAGGAUGACGAUCAAGGCUCAGUUACCACAGAUAUCACUGAAUUCAGGCCAGAAGCUCACUCCCCAGUUAUGUUUGGCCACAUGGCUGAACGGGUGGAAGUAGACAGCCUGGCUGCUGAUGACUUUGACCCAGCCAGCUCCCAUCCUGCGUGCAUAGGCUACACCAUGCUGGAGAGACAAGCCAAGCGAGACACACCCCCUCCCCCUACACCCCCACCACGAGAAACAUGUAUGCCUCGAGAGUAUUUAGAACACUACAUCUUCCCAGUUCUUCUUCCAGCUUUGUUAGCGAUGCUAAAACAAGCCAAGAAAGAGAAAUGCUUCGAAAGGAAAAGGUUUCGAUUCAAUGGUUGUGACUAUUUGACUGAGUAUUUGUGGAGACACAACCCCAAGUAUACAGGCAGAGAGUCAGACCAGCUAGAAGAUAUUCCAUUCGUCAAGAGGAUCCUUGCCGACCACCCCCGCCCACCCCUCCCCUUGUCGCUGAUAUGGACAGAGCAUGAAGCAGCAGUCGUCAUCCAGUCAUUCUACAGGGGAUUCAAGGUGAGAAAGGAGGAACACAUCCAGGAACUUCGCCAGUGGCAGCGAGAGUGGCGUGACGAGAAUGCCGACAUCAAAGUCAAGGUGGAAGACUUCUGGAAGGAACACGAGCCCGGUUCCGAGCGGGGCAGCGCCAAGAAGGUGCGGGACCACAAGAGCCACAGUGCCAGGUAUCCGGCCUGCUACAGGCUCCGGACUUGGAGUCCGUCACCAGAACGGAGUUAAUGGCACACGUGACAGCACGAGAUCCACAAAGUUAACGAUGCUGCCCAAAGCGUCCUUGCCGCUCCAUGUACAGUCUGUGGCCAAAUGACAAGGACGCUGGGAUGUAUGCAUGCGACCUUAUAAUAUUAAAUUGACUUCAGUGCUAAGAGAGCAUAAUACAUGCAUACAUAGGUGUUGUUGAGGGCAUAAAGCCUGAAAAGUAUGUAUGUUUACGUUUUAUUAUCACACCUGAUUUACACUUCUACGAUUCCAUUUCAUUACAAAUUUCAGUCAAAUAUAAACUAUUGUGUGUUCACUGGGCUCAUGCUUUCUGUGUUAAUGCAAGACCAGUAGCCAUUUUUCAGACCAAUAGAAACUUUACUCUGAGGUUGGACUGGAGUCAUUUGCCCUUUGUCAAAUAUGUUAUUUUUCUUUUGAAAAUAGUAAUUACAUCAGGCCAAGAUGAACAUAUUUAAAGGUACAUUCACGUUUGUACCUAAAAAUGGCAAUUACAGUGUCAUGUAUAUACACCCCUUAAAACAGUCACCGUUCAUCAAUACACCACCUCAAAAUUGAUAGUGAACAAAAUUUUUCCAUUGCUUAGCAAGUUAAAUGCCAGCCCUUGGACUGGGUACAAGCAGAAUCAUUCCGGCUAGUGCUGGUUUGCAGUAAAUGGCACAUAACCACAACUGCGGGAUAGAAAUUCCUGCUUUGUACCCGUUAAUAUUAAGUAAGAUUUUGGGAAUUAGAAACACCAACCACGUGUACAGAGAGGUACAUGUGCUGUGAAGUGGUGAUAGUCACUUGUACGUACACAAUUGUAAAAAGUGUAUUAUUUUGAGGGUUUUUGAAGUUUGCAAUAAAUGGAAUUGACUUGCUGGAGAA